Mya arenaria is the source of this 2533-nucleotide messenger RNA. RefSeq lists its product as uncharacterized. The transcript is spliced from 3 exons. Gene Ontology annotation, molecular function: protein kinase activity. NCBI's taxonomy places the organism in Eukaryota, Metazoa, Mollusca, Bivalvia, Myida, Myidae. The record is from RefSeq and is a predicted model, not a curated record. Gene Ontology annotation, biological process: protein phosphorylation. The coding region runs from base 892 to 2091 and encodes 399 amino acids.
AAUGAUUUUUUGCCAUCUUGUUAAAAAGACCACCAUGAUGUGUACCAAAGCCUGACAUAUUUGUUGAUUCAUGACUUAAUUGUUGGAAUUGGAGUAAUGUGUCAUUUACCUUAUUUUAGAGAUAUAGGGGAAUAGAGAUUGAACCUAUUCUAGUCUUUCACACACUAUUAGAUUGUAAAUCCUUAAACUUUGUACCGAUACACAUGAUCACUUGUCCAAGAAGUGUGCCAGUGCUUUAUUAUAUAUUUUUUGUCAGUUGCGGUAAAAACUUCCAGACUUAUUUUUCCUAAAGCAAUGAAUUUCAUAUUUAGACUAGCUAUCUAAAAUAUUCUGCUUUUGCAGCCAAUUUCAUUAUUCAGUUGCAGACAAAUUGUCUAAAAUGGUAAAUAAUCUGUUCUCAAAAUAAUAACAAAUUUGUCUUAUUAGCUCCACUCUUAUUUGACGAAUAAGUCUGGCUUCCAGAAUGCCAUGGCAUUAAUAACUACUUUAAUUUUAACCUUAACUCAAAAACAGUUUAAGAUACCGGUAAUUCGAAUGAGUCUGGGCACAUCAGCUGCCAUAGAUAAUACACAGUUAUGACAUGUCCCAAAACAGUGGCUCAUGGUAUUUAGGCAGGUAUUCAGGAUUGUUUAAGAAUUCCAUGACUGAUUUUUAGUAAUUUCUUUGAUUUUGCAGGUAAAGUAACGUGUCUGAAGCACAGUUCAAAAUUCAACCAUUUUAUGUGUUUAAAACAUAAUGUCCUUCUAUUGUAUAAUAUGUGUUAUUUCAAAACUCUUUUUGUCAUGAAUUGUGUCAUUAGUUAUACUAAAUAAACAUUGGACUUCACAAUUAUUAAUUGUUUAAAAACUGCCUGUUUACAGAUGGGGUCUUGGCCUGAUAUGCUGGGAGGUGAUGUCACUGGGGAAGGUCCCGUAUGCAGGUCUAGAUGAGCAGACGUACAAACAGACAGUGCUUGAUGGGUCACGCCCACCCAUGGGUGCCUAUAUGCACAUGUACAUGUAUCGUGUGCUGAAGAGCUGCUGUCAAUAUUACCCGGAUGACAGACCAAAUGCAGAGCAAGUGCUCAACCAGCUACUGGAUGUUCAGGGAAGAGUGUCUGAAUCUGAAGAAACUGCCAUAGAAAAAGAAAGGCGCCAUGGACAACCAUUGAACUCGAGACAGCCUGUGAUCCAGUCCUGUGAUGCUGUUAGACAGAAACGACCACAAGGGUCGGAUGAUGUUCGCCAUUAUAGUCCUGCUAGUAAAUCCACUAUUGAUGCUCACCAAAAACAGCUGCCAAAAUCAAAAGAAGAUGUGUCUGUAAUCCUAAACCCUAAAUUUGGUGCACGGUUUGCUAACAAACAUUCCAAUAAAGCCGAAGUCUGUGAUCAAGAUACAUUUUCCACCAAACAUACUGGUUUUCCCAAUGCAAAUCCUGGUGCUACAGGCAGACCAAGUGCUCGACCAAAGGCCUCCUACCAGGAGCUACAACAGAAACAAAACCCAACCACCCAUCAUCACCCAACCACCCAGACCCAGCAUCGCCCAACCUCCAAGACCCAGCAUCGCCCAAAUACCCAGACCCAGCAUCACCCAACUACUGAACAUCCACCAAGCACUGAGACGCAGCAUCACCAAACUACCCAACGUCAACCAACCACCCAGACCCAGCAUUAUCCAACUGCUAAACAUCAGCCACAUGCUCAAUGGGGCCUGAUGCACAAUGAUCAGCAGAGGAAAAAUGCACCCCUUGAGCGUCCUGGACAACUGUCAGCACACACUAAGCAGAAGAAUGACAAACUUCAGGAUAAAUACACCAACCACUUCAGUAACCCUUCUGAUACAGGAGUUUUCCCAGCCAACUACUUGAUGAAUAACCCUGAAAGAAACCGUGAUUGCACAUCUUCCACCACUCCUCACCAGGCAUUGAGGCCGGCUGAAAACGGUGUAAAGUUGGCAGACAGUGAAAUCCUUGAGACAAAUAUAAUGAAUCUCAAAAUGGCAGUUUUAUAUAUACUAAUUUCCGUAUCUAGACUAAAAUGGCAACUUAGCUGUCAAUUGUCUAUAUUUGUGGAGAAAGUUUAUUUGGGCUAUUUGCCAUACUUUAGUUAGUGCUUUUAACCAUAGGUUGACUUCCAAUAAGCAGAGAUUUAUUGGGAACAUGUAGUUCGAAAAUUAAAGAUCUGAGAGUAAUUUGCCUUGUAUAUUCUUGUACUCAUAUUGCAGCCAUAAACAAGUUUAUGUUUUAAUACAGUAAAACUGCAGUGGUUCAAACAAGCGUUCGUUUGAAAACCAGCGAUCAGUCGAGGUCAAAGCUUAGUCCAGAGCAUUAUUUCUUCUAUAUUCAUAUAAAUAUACUGACGCUGGAUCGAAACCUAAAUAAGUGAAGGAGUCGAGCACCAUUGCCGGUCCUGAAUACACAAACCAUGCACAAAACAAUGUUCCAAAAAAACACAAGAAAUUGGCAGGUGUGUAAGAUUAACACGGUUUAUAUUUGAUAAGGGCAUUUGAGAAGAUACUUGUGAAAAGUUAAUGAUGAGAAUUUAAUCAUAUU